AUCUAGAUCUUUCUUUUUUCCUCUACCUCUGUGCACUUGUGUUCUUGCAUAGUCCUCUCUCUCUUCCUUCUCGCGCCACACAAAAGAAACAAAAAGUAAUUUCUUUUACAGCUUAACAUUUUUUGUACAUGUCUUAAAAGGAUCUCGAGAUUGGCGCAUGAGAUAAAGACCCCUACUUUGCUUCCUCCUCUUAUCUAUCUUCUUCUCCUUCCUCUCGCCAUUGCUCUCUGGCGUUUUCUCUCUUCCACCAAACAAAAUAUAACCGAAAGGAAUCACACAAAAAAAGAAAGAAUAAUAAACAAACCAAAAGGAACUCUUCUUUUUUUCCUAUCUCAAACUCUUUUUUUCCCACCAUGAACGCUAGUGGAGGCUCUCUCUCUACCCAGAGAGCCUACCCUUGAAAAGAACCUAUCAACUACACUAAACCAAAAAAAACCUAGGAGUCCUCGAAAGUCUCAUUCUUUAACUUGAAUCUCCAUCUGGGUCUUCGUUAACUUCCUUAAAAAAUUCGACUUUUGUUUUCACUGAUUGAGCUAUGAUGGUCCACACGAUGCACAGAGAGUCGCCGGAUAAAGGGUUGGAUUCCGGCAAGUAUGUGAGGUACACGCCGGAGCAAGUGGAAGCUCUUGAGAGAGUUUACACUGAGUGCCCUAAGCCUAGCUCUCUCAGAAGACAUCAACUCAUUAGAGAGUCUCCCAUUCUCUCCAACAUCGAGCCCAAACAGAUCAAAGUUUGGUUUCAGAACCGAAGAUGUAGAGAGAAGCAGAGGAAAGAAGCUGCUCGUCUCCAAACUGUCAACAGAAAGCUUAACGCCAUGAACAAACUCUUGAUGGAAGAGAAUGAUCGUCUACAGAAGCAAGUUUCCCACUUGGUCUAUGAGAAUGGCCACAUGAAACACCAACUCCACACUGCUUCUGGGACGACCACAGACAACAGCUGUGAGUCUGUGGUCGUAAGUGGUCAGCAACAUCAACAACAAAACUCUAAUCAUCCUCAGCAUCUGCAACGUGAUGCUAACAACCCAGCUGGUCUCCUUUCUAUAGCAGAGGAGGCCCUCGCAGAGUUCCUUUCCAAGGCUACAGGAACUGCUGUUGACUGGGUUCAGAUGAUUGGUAUGAAGCCUGGUCCGGAUUCUAUUGGCAUAGUCUCUAUUUCGCGCAACUGCAGCGGAAUUGCAGCACGUGCCUGCGGCCUCGUGAGUUUAGAACCCAUGAAGGUUGCUGAAAUCCUCAAAGAUCGUCAAUCUUGGCUCCGUGAUUGUCGAUGUGUGGAUACUCUGAGUGUGAUUCCUGCUGGAAACGGUGGUACUAUCGAGCUUAUAUACACACAGAUGUAUGCUCCAACAACUUUAGCAGCAGCUCGUGACUUUUGGACGCUGAGAUACAGCACAUGUUUAGAAGAUGGUAGCUAUGUGGUUUGUGAGAGGUCGCUUACUUCUACAACUGGUGGCCCCAACGGGCCACCUUCUUCAAGCUUUGUGAGAGCUGAAAUGCGACCAAGCGGGUUUCUCAUCCGUCCUUGCGAUGGUGGUGGUUCCAUUGUCCACAUUGUUGACCAUGUUGAUUUGGAUGCUUGGAGUGUCCCUGAAGUUAUGAGGCCUCUUUAUGAAUCUUCAAAGAUUCUUGCUCAGAAAAUGACCGUUGCUGCUCUGAGACAUGCAAGGCAAAUUGCACAAGAGACAAGUGGAGAAGUUCAGUACGGUGGAGGGCGUCAACCUGCGGUCUUAAGAACCUUCAGUCAAAAACUCUGUCGGGGAUUCAAUGAUGCUGUUAAUGGUUUUGUGGAUGAUGGAUGGUCACCAUUGGGUAGUAAUGACGGUGCAGAGGAUAUUAGUGUUAUGAUAAACUUGUCUCCUGGGAAGUUUGGUGGGCCGUCUCACUACGGUAGCUCAUUCCUCCCAAGCUUUGGAAGUGGUGUUCUUUGUGCUAAGGCAUCUAUGCUAUUGGAGAACGUCCCACCAGCUGUGCUGGUUAGAUUCCUUAGAGAACACCGCUCUGAAUGGGCUGAUUAUGGUGUGGAUGCUUAUGCUGCUGCAUCCCUCAGAGCAAGUCCUUUUGCUGUUCCUUGCGCUAGAGCUGGUGGCUUUCCGAGUAACCAAGUCAUUCUCCCACUUGCGCAGACAGUUGAACAUGAAGAGUUUCUUGAGGUGGUUAGACUUGAAGGUCAUGCUUACUCACCUGAAGACAUGGGUUUAGCUCGUGAUAUUUACUUGCUUCAGCUUUGUAGCGGUGUUGAUGAAAAUGUGGUUGGAGGUUGUGCACAGCUUGUCUUUGCUCCUAUUGAUGAAUCAUUUGCUGAUGAUGCACCUUUGCUUCCUUCUGGUUUCCGAGUCAUACCUCUUGAACAUAAAUCAACCCCGAACGGUGCAUCUGGGAACCGUACGUUGGAUUUAGCAUCGGCUUUAGAAGGAUCAACACGUCAAGGAAGUGAAGCUGGCCCAAAUGGUUGUAACUUUAGGUCGGUAGUGACCAUAGCAUUCCAGUUCACAUUUGAUAACCACACAAGAGACAGUGUUGCUUCAAUGGCACGUCAGUACGUGAGAAGCAUAGUGGGAUCUAUACAGAGGGUUGCUCUAGCCAUUGCUCCUCGUCCUGGUUCUAGUAUCAGUCCAAUGUCUGCUCCCACUUCCCCUGAAGCUCUCACUCUGGUCCGUUGGAUCUCCCGGAGUUACAGAGUUCACACUGGUGCAGAUCUCUUUGGCUCUGAUUCUCAAACCAGUGAUGACACAUUGCUGCGUCAACUCUGGAGCCACACUGAUGCAAUCUUGUGCUGCUCGCUCAAAACAAACGCUUCACCGGUUUUCACAUUUGCAAACCAAACCGGUUUAGACAUGCUGGAAACUACUCUUGUAGCACUUCAAGACAUAAUGCUAGACAAGACACUAGACGAGUCUGGUCGUAAAGCUCUUUGCUCUGAGUUCCCCAAGAUCAUGCAACAGGGAUAUGCUCAUCUUCCUGCGGGUGUGUGUGAAUCAAGCAUGGGGAGAUUGGUAUCUUACGAGCAGGCAACAGUGUGGAAAGUUCUUGAAGACGAUGAGUCAAACCAUUGCUUAGCAUUCAUGUUCGUGAAUUGGUCGUUCGUUUGAAGAAAAGAGUAAGGAAGACCAGGUUGCUUUCUUCCCCCAUGGAAGGUUAUUUAUGUAAGAUAUUAGACUUAGGGUGCUAUUAUGCUAAACAGUGUUUUGAAAUUCAUGGACUAAUAUGUAUUAUGACUUAUGUAUGAUCCCUUAAUGGAUUGUUUCUUUGUUCGUAUGUUAUGGCAGGAUAUUGUUAUGAUGAUGUUAUUUUGUCUUUUUUGUUGUGCUA
Brassica napus (rape) is the source of this 3305-nucleotide messenger RNA. RefSeq names its product homeobox-leucine zipper protein ATHB-14. The transcript has 18 exons. The record is from RefSeq and is a predicted model, not a curated record. Bases 536 to 3085 code for a protein of 849 amino acids. NCBI's taxonomy places the organism in Eukaryota, Viridiplantae, Streptophyta, Magnoliopsida, Brassicales, Brassicaceae. Gene Ontology annotation, molecular function: DNA binding; DNA-binding transcription factor activity; lipid binding.